Betta splendens (Siamese fighting fish) is the source of this 3522-nucleotide messenger RNA. RefSeq names its product regulator of G protein signaling 20 (gene rgs20). The record is from RefSeq and is a predicted model, not a curated record. Bases 693 to 1355 code for a protein of 220 amino acids. Lineage: Eukaryota; Metazoa; Chordata; Actinopteri; Anabantiformes; Osphronemidae. The transcript has 5 exons.
GCCGGACGGCGCCGUGUGUCGGAGGAGACAGCUUCGUUACAUAAAUGAUCUGACAGGAUUUGGCAGCGUCUGACCCGCGAUGACACAUUUGUUAAAUUUAGACAGGAAGUCAUUGAGUGAGCGGAGCGUCUGUGGUCUAGGCCGACGCGCUGUAGAACCACGGCCACAACGGCACCACAGUGAUUCUGAUGCGGAGGAUGAGCGCAGCCUUAACCUGACACUGGGCAGGCUUUCACAAACGGGAUCUUUCACGUUCUGGAUUAUGGGUAUUGAACCCAUGCUCUGAAACCCAUCCUUGUUCCCACAUGCAAUUAGACGGUGGAAGGGAACAUGCAGCCGGCCCGAGAUUAGAGCGGCUGAAAUGUGCUUGGUGCUGCAUAUUUGGCCGCGGCGAGAACAAAAUCAGCAAAUCAUUCCUCCGCUGGAUGGAGGAGGCAGCAUUCCUGAACAGCGUGACCUCUGGGACGCCAGCACACGGUGUGACCACAGAACCAGCGGCGCUUCACAAACCGGGAGGUGUCAGUUUGGGAGGGCGCCGCCAAUGAAUUGAACCAAUCGUUAUGGUGGUGGAUGUGAUGCUAAUACUGAGUGGAGCUCCAUCAUCAUAUGAGGAUUUUAUCAGCACAACAUAACAAAUUCUCGCCUCCAUACUGUACCACUAAUGGCUCUCUCCUCUGCGCCGUUUGUAGCCCAUGGGAUCAGAGCGGAUGGAGAUGCGAAAGAGGCAGAUGUCGGUGCAGCAGGAGUCGGCAGCGGGGGGAGCUGCACCGGCCCAGCAGGGCCAGCCGGGCCAGGCCAACCCGCGGGGCUCCAACGCGUGCUGCUUCUGCUGGUGCUGCUGCUGUAGCUGCUCCUGGAAUGAAGACCGGGAUGAGAGGAACCGGAAGGCGUCCUAUGAUGUCAAGGAAGGGACCGCAGACUGUGAGGACUGUCCAAAGCCCACGCUGGAGGACGUGCGCUCGUGGGGGCAGUCGUUCGACAAGCUGAUGUGCUGCCCGGCGGGCAGGAACUCCUUCCGGCAGUUCCUCCGCACCGAGUUCAGCGAGGAGAACAUGCUCUUCUGGCUCGCCUGCGAGGAGUUCACCAAGGAGGCCAAUAAGAGCGCCAUCGAGGAGAAGGCGCGCGUCAUCUACGAGGACUACAUCUCCAUCCUCUCACCCAAAGAGGUGAGCCUCGACUCCCGCGUGCGUGAAGCCAUCAACAGGAACAUGUUGGAACCCACUUCGCACACGUUCGACGACGCCCAGCUGCAGAUCUACACACUGAUGCAAAGAGACUCGUAUCCGCGCUACAUGAACUCCCCAGCCUACAAAAACCUGCUCAACACUCUGUCAGAGCAGUCCCCUGAGUCUUAGGGUGGUGAUGACCUGUGAUCUUCUCUCCCUCCGCUCCAUCUUUACCCCUUUUUAAAGGUUUUCUUUGUAUGUGCAGUGUAGGAUUACACGAACCGGGCCUGGGGCCCGGCCCCUCCCAGGGAACUCAGCGCUAUUGUGAUCUGCACCUGACCGAAGACACUCAGGUCUCAAAAUCUCCCGAGGGCUCGACAUCACAAGUACUGCUACAGAUCAACACAGCAAAACACUCCAAAGGAAUACGGAUACAUUUACUUUGACUUCUUUUUCUUUUGAUAGAAAUAAUCUAUUUUAUUUGUGUUCAGAGUUUUUUAUGGUCUGUUGUUAUUUUGUAUGAUUGUGUGUGGGGGGGGUGAUUCCUACCGUAGACUAUAUAUUUAUGAGUUUGUAAAUAGUAGAAAUGGAAUUGUGGGUAUUUUAUGUGGAAAUGCCUGGUUCUACUUACUGCGUAUGAAAAUCAAAGCUCAAGUCAAAGGCUACGCGUUAGCUCUACUUGCAGGCAGCUUUGUGGGGUACUGUAUGCGUUUACCUUGCUUUCACCUGGUUUAUUACCUAACCUCACACGUUACCUGUGACAGUGACUUGGCAACUCCAGUUCAGAAACGACCUUAAAUGUGGUUGCUGGCGAAGUAACAACAGCUCAGCGAUGGAAGUCUACAGGCUUUGCUCCAUCUGAACCACAGACGUUUGCCUAUUUAAGACUGAUGUUUGUUUUUGUAUGUGUUGUUCACUAGACAUCUCAUAGGUUUAACAUAGUUUUACCAGUGUCACAAAAGAAUAAUUCUAUUUAUCAGAUUAAAUAUUUUUUCUAAUUUAUUCAUAUUUAUUGCCAGUGCAGGAAAAUACAAAUUAUAAUAAAUUACAGCCCUCUAACAAGGUCAACUUUAAAGUUAUGUAUAGAAAUAUUUUAUAUAAUACUUUAUGGGUUCUUAUUUUCCAGACCGCUUUUUAGGAAGUUACUGGAAAGAAGUGUGUACUCUGGUAUUGAGUAAAGGGUCACGUCCAAAGAAUCGACCCAAGUAAAACAGAAAAGAGAUUUCGCGAUAGGCUCAUUUGCUCAUUUGACGUUAGCGGAGAGGAGCGACACCGCUCACCUGUGCUCACAGCUUGUUCUGAUGCUGAGCUGAGCGACGGUGAGCUGUACUGUAGCACGAGCCGUCUCCAGAAGGCCAAUUUCCCAAAUGCAGUAAAAUGCUGUCGACACAUUGGGCGAAGAUGCUUUGACGCAACGAAGGAGACACAGAUUAAGCUGAAAGUCUUUUUCAAUGAAGGAAUGAGUGCGCAGCUCUACCUGUGGGCCACAUUGUCACGUCCAGGCUGAACGGCUGAAGGAACGCGCUCAGAUACUCUAAACUGAACCUGUGAAUGAUCUUGGAAGGUUUGGAUGCGUGGCCCGUUUGCAGCGAGUGCUGAGCUCAGGCAGCGUCACCAAAGCUACAGCUCAAACUGUGUUUCAUUUACCAACAGUGUUUCCAUCCACUACAAUUGGAGUUGCCAAGUGUUAAAGACUUUAAUGUAUUCAAAUAGUUUUAGUUCAAUUACUUUGUUGCCUCACUUACAUGUCACUCAAAGACAAGAUCCUCACAUGGGGAAGUGCCUUGACAUUCAAUUUUACGACAUCUUUCUCAUGGGCAGUGGUUGUUUUCACACUCUUGCCAUUCGUGCAGUCACUGGAGCAUGAAGCCAGUUUACUGGAAAUUCCCUUUCAUUGGCCAAACUACUGCAUGUGUUUUGUCGUGACUACAUGGGUCCCGUCUGUAACGUGGAGGUUGAUGACGACACACGUCUUCUCGCGGAGGACAAAGAUCAGAGGAUAGGGCUGGUUGAUCUGAACUUCUUGCCAACCUGUGUGCUUCACGGUGGCACUUGUACUUGUCUUAGAGUUAACUUUAACUUACUAUGUGCAAUUUGAGUUGAUGGAUACAAGGCGCAGAUCAACCUCAAUACACAAUCUAAGCCAAUGGUUUGGAGUGAUGCCUAUAAAUGUUGUUUCUUCUUCUGUUUACUAUAUACAAUGUGUUAUUUUGCGCUGAGUUUACUGAAGAAUACAUUUUUAAAAAAACUAAUGUGAAUGUUUACAGUAUAUGGUUCAGUUUUUUUCUGCUACUCUCCAAGAAAAUAAUGACUUGUGGGCAUUUUGGUUAAGAUAAAAUAAAGCACAAUAAUUUUA